Messenger RNA from Microdochium trichocladiopsis, 3231 nucleotides. RefSeq lists its product as uncharacterized. Bases 125 to 3064 code for a protein of 979 amino acids. The transcript has a single exon. The record is from RefSeq and is a predicted model, not a curated record. Lineage: Eukaryota; Fungi; Ascomycota; Sordariomycetes; Xylariales; Microdochiaceae.
AGUUUCAGCUCCCGGGCAUCUUCUCAGCAUCGCGACUUGUGGAACAUUGUUCCUUUUUCCAGGCACGCCCCAGGUGGCCACGCCCCACCUGAGCAUCAAGGCUGACCACGUCAAUGUCUCGCAGAUGCAACGUAUUCAUAACCAGGUCGCGUCCGCGUCAAUGAAGACUGGCUCGCUGGAUAGCUCGUCCUCGGAAUCAUCUGCUGCCCUACCCCUGCGCGUCCGCCGUGCCAGUAACCAUUCGGCUGCGCCGGUUGGCUCCAGCCAGAUCCCGGUGCAGUCAGCCAAACGAUAUAAGGAUUCCCCGUUACCAUCGCUCUCCAUAGCUAUCCCGCCGAUGCCUUCUAGACCUGUCGCAUUGGCCGUCCGAGACGAAAUCCCAGAGCAAGUUCACGCCAACGAGGAACGUUCCCAGAGCUCAGCGGUCCGUCAUCAGACUCCAGUCGACCGCGAGAAGGCGGACGCAGGCAAGAUGGUGACCUUUGCGGCCGAUCAAGACGAGAACGACUUGUCGGACCAGACGUCUAUAUGCCAGUCCCCGACGUGGGACUCAAGAAAGAAGAAGAAGGCCAAGCCUAUCAAGGCUGUCAAGGGACCGAAGGUCGCGCCCAGUCCUGUCGAGAAGAAUGGCGAUGGCUCAACUUCUCCCACCAAGAAAAAGGGCAGGCGCCUGAGCAAGCAGCCUCCCACGCCAGGUCCUCAAGUCCGGUCGGUGACCAAGGCGGAGCUGUCCAAAUCGGCGACAAGGUUCGACCUGGAAGAUAUAGAGACACAAGCUCCUCAGAACAAGGCAUUGAGGACCAGACCGCCCGAUGCCAUGAAACAUCCAGAACUCCACCAAUCAGGCAAUGUCUCAGACUCGAACGACAAACCUCGUAGCAAAGGAUUCUUCUCUCGUAUACGAAGACUAAGCUUCGAUGAAAGUUCCAAGUCGCCCAGAUCGCCAGCAGAGCAGGUCGUGCCGCCGCCACUAGUACAGAAAUCCCAUUCUAGUGGCCCGGGUACUGGGCUGGGGUUCUUCAGCUCCCUGAAGCCUCAGAGUAAGGAUGCCAGCAAGGCCAGCAGUCCACGCUCACAGUCCGCGCUCGGCAGUCAUCCUCCGGUGACGACCCAUCCUUCGAGCGCUGGCAGAGGUAGGAGCAACUCGCUUCUGUCGGCCACACUAGAAAAGAUCAAAGGAGCUGGCCAGAAAACUUCGUCUCCAGCCAACGGCGAGGACAUUACAAGGCCACAAAAUCCUUCCGAGACACAAGCCGAAAACGCCAGCACUGCAAGUCGUGCAAAGAAGUCAGUUGAAGACAAUGUCGACCUGCCAUUUGACCUCCAACCACCACCAGCCAACUUUUCUCAGAAACCCAGGAGUUACAGUAGCGAUUCCCUUGCAUCGCAGGGGACGACAACGUCUGCAAGCAAAAAAAGCGAGAGCAAUACAAAAGGCUCUGCCAGUGCCCGACACGACCCCUACCAGCCUGCAGAAAACGCGGACGAGUCGGAAUUUGGAAGUCUGUCCACGUUGCGACUCUCGCAGCUGCCUCCAAGCGAGCUGGCGCUCAAGUCUGCAAGAUCUGCAGAGUUCGAAACCGCAUCGAUCCAGGAGUCGAUCUUCAACGUUGUCAAGCUCGAGGACCGGUCCUCAGAUUAUCUGAACUUCAUCAAUGAUUCCUAUACCCCUCCUUUGCUGGAACUGGUGACGCCAGUGGAAGGCCGAUCGUCACCAAUGCGCCCCACGUCAACACCCAAACCUGUCGAUACCAGCUAUCGAGCUCGGGAACAACGAGCAGCGGAGUCGAAGCCUCACGGCGAUCACGGGUCGAGGACUGUACCGGGGGUGACCCAUAGGACGCCCACUGCAGAACCACAACAGAAGCAAGCUUCUUCAGCUACCCUCCCUUUAGAGAAGUCUCCUGCACUGGAGCGGUUUGGCCAAUCUUGGAAUGCCGGGCCGGAACCGUCUGUCAUUGAUAUUAGCGAUCUCAGUGCGCCUGCACCGCUCACCAGUCCAAAAGGCCACAGUCGUACGGCAUCUGAGAAGUCAUCAUCAUCAUUGUACGACGAGUCGACCCCAACGCCAUCAACUCCAGCUACUCCUGACAGUGUGCAGCCACAACACCGCCAGGAUGUCCAUCCGGCUCUUCGUAGCGGACCUUAUAGCCGAGAAGCCAGCGAGGGCCAUCAGAUCAAAGGUAACGCAGAAAGGCGACCGCGUAAUGCUCUCCGAACGUCCAGUCAGGAAACAGCCCGUCCAUCUGCAGACCGUUCUACAAGCAGAGAGCGGAGAACCCCACGAGACAGCUGGAACAAGGCAGCAUCUGUGCUUGGUCUCGAACCUCCUCCCGCGAAUUUCUUCUCCCGGGCUGACGGCAAUGGCUCCAACUCAUCCCUUGCUUCGUCGCCCUCAUCGAUCAAGUCAGCAAGUGCCAUAAAGGCCGAGAUGGCAACAGCGACUAAGCAGGCCAAGGAACGAGAGCGGGAGAUGCCCCCACGCGCGCAGUCGGCCAUCGACUUGUCCUCUACGAGCUUCUUGCCACCUUUGAAGCAUCAGCCACUUGCCACAAAGAAGAAGCAGAGGCCCUCAGCUACGGCGAUGUCGGUUUCACCGCUGGAGUCUGCAGACGAAGAGAGCAUCUCAUUGCGACCCAAGGCAUCUAGGAGCAGCAGCGCCAACAGUCAGGAGUCCGGCACAGUCUCGUCCUCGGGUGCUGCGUACCUUGAAGAGGCACGCAAGGCUGUUCAGCCAAUAUCGGCCGUGCGUGCUUUGAGAGCACCGUUCGCGCACAACAACUCAUCAGCCACAAGUGUGAAGACCACACAAAGUGGUCGUGGAGAGCCAAUUGCGAAGAUGCUGGUUGAAUGCUGUAGCUGCAAAUUCUUCCACGACAUGCCAUCGAAGGUCUACGAGUGCAUGGCCAAGCCUGACUCGAUUGUGGAGGACAAGAAGCUUGGUGUUUCGGCGGCUGUAACAACAAUGGUGCGCUGCCCAUGGUGCGGCCAUGGAAUGUCGACGCAGUGCUGCGCCGGAUACGCGGCGGUAUUGUUUCUGAAGGAGAAGCUGCACGGAAAGUAAUGAGUCGGCUUUCAUGCGACUAUGGUGAUGCAUUUUGGAAAAUCCACUUCCACAUCUUUCCCUUUGUCUCAUCGACGGCUCGCCUGCGGCUUGAGGCCUGUCACCAAAAGUUUCAUGAGGGCGGCGUUCGUAUUCCUGGCACAUUUCUGGCCAUCAUGUUCUUCUGU